This is a messenger RNA of Loxodonta africana (African savanna elephant), 6445 nucleotides long. RefSeq names its product folliculin (gene FLCN). Gene Ontology annotation, molecular function: GTPase activator activity. The transcript is spliced from 12 exons. Gene Ontology annotation, cellular component: cytosol. The coding region runs from base 3651 to 5387 and encodes 578 amino acids. Gene Ontology annotation, biological process: positive regulation of TORC1 signaling; positive regulation of transforming growth factor beta receptor signaling pathway; negative regulation of transcription by RNA polymerase II. NCBI's taxonomy places the organism in Eukaryota, Metazoa, Chordata, Mammalia, Proboscidea, Elephantidae. The record is from RefSeq and is a predicted model, not a curated record.
UCCCUAGACAGCGCGGUGUGGGGUUUGACAGUAGGUGUGUGACAGGGCCCGAGGGAAUGGGAAUCGUUGCUCUCAAGUACUCAGCUCUCCCGCUGGACAGACCCUGAGCGCGGUGCUGUGCUUGCGUUACCUGAAUGUAACCCCUUUCUAGCGCCUGGUGAGGGGAUGUGGGAUUAUCCCCACAUCGCCCUUGGGGAACCUGAGGCCCAGAGCCAUGGCUAACUUCUCUAGUCAGUCAGAGGCAGACUUGGGAUUCGAACUGUGAUUGUCUGCCCCCAAAACCCCGGGCUUUUUCCUAGAGUCGGAAAGGGAGUUUGGGCUCCAGGAAGGAGGGUUAAAUUUUUACUGUACUGAAGAAAAGAACCGGGUGAUAGGGGUCGGAGGGGCUGCAAGGGGAGAGCGUUAGCUGAGGCAGGUUUGCAGGUGUAGAAGGGACGCGAGCCCUGGUGGAGAGAAGGAUCGGUUGUGUAAAGCCAGGAGAGCUCAGGGACCUGAGGGGGAUGGAGAAACCAGACCUGUCUUCAGGGUUAGCUGAGGGUGCAUAGCUGAGUGGAUUUUAAGUUGAUCUGGGGUUGGUUAGUGAUUGGAGUCAUAGUGGAAGGGAUCUGCCAAGAACCUGUGAUACAGAGGGAGGGUGAGAUUUGGGAUGGGGGAGGGGCAAAUCCAUGAAGUCCUGGAGUGUACAAAUAAGAAAUGUGACCUGACUUAAAUGCUAGCAAGCAGCUAUCUAAGAUGCAUCAGUUGGUCUCAACCCACCUGGAGCAAAGUAGAAUGAAGAACACCAAAGACACAAGGUAACUAUGAGCUCAAGAGACAGAAAGGGUGACAUAAAUCAGACACUACAUCAGUCUGAAACCAGAAAAACUAAAUGAUGCCCGACUAUAACCCAUGACUGCCCUGAGAGGGAACACGACAGAGAAUCCCUGAUGGAGCAGGAGAGCAGUGGGAUGCAGACUUCCAAUUGUUGUAAAAAGACCAAACUUAAUGGUCUGACUGAGACUAGAAGGACCCCGGAGGUCAUGGUCCCCAGACCUUCUGUUGGCCUAAGACUGGAACCAUUCCCAAAGCCAACUCUUGAGGCAGGGAUUGGAUUGGACUAUAAGACAGAAAAUGAUACUGUUGAGGAGUGAUCUUCUUGGCUCAAGUAGACACGUGAGACUAUGUGGGCAGCUCCUGUAUGGAGGGAAGAUGAGAAGGCAGAGGGGGACAGAAGCUGGCUGAAUGGACACAGGGAAUACAGGGUAGAGAGGAGGAGUGUGCUGACUCAUUAGGGAGGGAGCAACUAGGAGUACAUGGCAAGGUGUAUAUAAAUUUUUGUAUGAGAGACUGCCUUGAUUUGUAAACUUUCACUUAGAUCACAAUAAAAAAAAAAAAGAAAUGUGAUCUGAGCUUAACACCGCCCCCCCUCCCCAUCAGGAUCAUUGAUCUAUUUUCAUUUAAUUUUGCCUACCCCCGCCUAGAUUUUGCCUUCCCUCUGGUUUAGGGGAAAGUGGGUGUCAUGAUUCUUUUUCUCCCAGGCCUGCAUUCUGAGAGCCUUCUGACAAAGCUAAUAGGCCUAUAUGGGUGUCCUUCAGGGCAGAGUAGAUGGGCAACUUCUUCUAGUUUGGUGGGUGUUAGUGGUAUCCUUUUCACCUGAAAAGAAUGUGGAGCCCAGGGAUUGGUUUGUUGCAGAUGAAGGUCCAAACUGGUCAGUUCCAGCCACCUGAGGCAGAGGGCGAGGAGGAGCUUGCUGAAAGGAGUACUGGUUCUCUGGCCCUUGGACACCUGGCACCACCCAUUGGUAUCUAGUUAGGUUGGCAGGAGGGCCUCCGUGUUGCAGCAGAGAAAGGCCAUGGCCAAUUUAGUGCUGGAGGCACUAGAUCACCAACAUUGUCAUUGAGCCGUUGAGUAAUAGUGGCAUGUGACAGUGUUUCCUCUUCUAGUGUCUUAUAUCAAGGAGUUGUGUAAACAGAAGCCUAGGUGAUGUCAGUAGAAGUAGUAGAGCCACAGUGUGAGUGAGUGUGAGCUGAAAGUAAUCCCUGUGGACCUUUUCCACCUUGUUCUUACUAAAAUCCCAAGCACUGACUUAGGGUCCUCUGUGGGAGAUGAGUCUGAUGCUCAUGACUGGUGAAGUACCAUUGUGAUACCUCAUUUAUUUGCAAAGUACUUUCAUUUACUGUCUAAUCCAAAUGGUCCUAUGAAAUAGGUCCAGGGCAUAGGCUGCGGGGGCGGGUGAGGGAUGAGUGCAGAGAGCACUGUCGGGUCCAUGGACUUAGCCAGUGUGUGAGGGGAAGGUGGACAGGAAGCCUGUCUCUUUCAGGUGCCUGAAUACUUGGUUUGACUAUAAUGUUGAAGGGAUUGUCAGGCAGGGAAAGAUUUUUGCCUCUUCCUUGGGUUCUGGAAAGCUUAUUGAAGAGAUGUUAGGUGUACUCAGAAGCCAGUUUGAGAAGCAUUGGACUGGAGCAGCUAUUUCAGCUGUUGUAGCCAGAAUGGAAGGAGUGGGUAUUAGCUAUCUACGUUUCUUCUCCAUAGCGAUUAAAACCCCCAGUCUAAUGAACCUAUGGAUGUAGUGUUUGCUCAUCUGAUAGCAUAACAGUUAAGUGCUCAGAUGCUAACCAAAAGGUUGGCUGUUCGAACCCACCCAGAAGUUCCACAGGAUAAAGAUCUGGCAGUCUGCCCCUGUAAAGAUUAUAGCCAAGAAAAACCCUGUCGGGCAGUUUUAUUCAAUCACAUGGGGCCAUUGAGUUGAAAAUCGACCUGAGGAUGCCCAACAUAUGCUGCUUAAGGAAUCCCUGGGUGGUGCAGAUGAUUAAGCGCUCAAUUACUAUCCAAAAGGCUGACAGUUUGAACCCACCCAGAGGCACCUUGGAAGGCAGGUUGAAAACCCUGUGGAGCAGUUCUACUCUGUGCACGUGGGAUUGCUGUCAGUGGGAAUUGGCAAGCAAAAGUGAAUAGAGCUAUAAAGAUCAUUGCUCUUUUUAGAAUUAGCUCUGAAUUCUUUUUCUUUCCUAGCAAAUGUCAGGUUUUUCAACUGUGGUUGCCAUGUGUCAUGGGUUGAAUUGUGUUCCCCCCCAAAAUAUGUGUCGACUUGGCUAGGCCAUGAUUUCCAGUAUUGUCUGAUUGUCUCCCAUUUUGCCAUCUGAUAUGAUUUUCCUACAUGUUGUAAAUCCUAUCUCUAUGAUGUUAAUGAGGCAGGAUUAGAGGUAGUUACGUUAAUUGACUACGUGCUGCUUUCAGGACUCAAUCUACAAGAUUAGGUUGUGCCUUAAACCAGUCUCUUUUGAGAUAUAAAAGAAGCUAGCAGAGAGACAUGGGGACCCCAUACCACCAAGAAACAACAGUCAGGAGAAUAGCGCGUCCUUUCAACCCCAGGGUCCCUGCACUGGGAAGUUCCUAGACCAGGGGAAGAUUGAUGACAAGGACUUUCCGACAGAAAGCCUUCCCCUGGAGUUGGCACCCACAAUUUGGAUUUGUAGCCUCUUAAACUGUGAGAGAAUGAAUUUCUGUUUGUUAAAACCAUCCACUUAUGGUAUUUCUGUUAUAGCAGCACUAGAUAGCUGAGACGCCAUGUCUGGCUCAUUUGGAAAUGGCCUCGUACACUGUGGCCUAGGGAGAGUGGUGGAAGUGCAAUUCUGCUAAAUAACAAGGCCGUGUGCCGGUUCCCAGGCACCAUGAAUGCCAUCGUUGCGCUCUGUCACUUCUGUGAGCUGCAUGGCCCCCGCACUCUCUUUUGUACCGAAGUCCUACACGCCCCACUUCCCCAAGGGGCCGGGAGCGGGGACAGCUCUGGCCAGGGUGAGCAGGCUGAGGAUGAAGAAGGUGGCAUUCAGAUGAGCAGUCGCAUCCGCUCCCACAGCCCAGCGGAAGGGGCCAGUGCGGAAGCCAGCAGCCCAGGGCCCAAAAAGUCUGACAUGUGUGAGGGGUGCCGAUCCCUUGCCGUGGGGCAUCCAGGGUACAUCAGCCACGACAAGGAAACCUCCAUUAAAUAUGUCAGCCACCAGCAUCCCAACCAUCCCCAGCUCUUCAGCAUUGUCCGCCAGGCCUGCGUUCGGAGCCUGAGCUGUGAGGUCUGCCCUGGCCGCGAAGGCCCCAUCUUCUUUGGGGACGAGCAGCACGGUUUUGUGUUUAGCCACACCUUCUUUAUCAAAGACAGCCUGGCCAGGGGCUUCCAGCGCUGGUACAGCAUCAUUGCCAUCAUGAUGGAUCGCAUCUAUCUCAUCAACUCCUGGCCCUUCCUGCUCGGGAAGAUCCGUGGGGUCAUCGAUGAGCUCCAGGGCAAGGCCCUCAAGGUGUUUGAGGCGGAACAGUUUGGAUGCCCACAGCGCGCCCAGAGGAUGAACACAGCUUUUACACCAUUCCUGCACCAAAGGAAUGGCAAUGCAGCCCGUUCGCUGACAUCUUUGACUAGUGAUGACAACUUGUGGGCGUGUCUUCAUACCUCCUUUGCUUGGCUCUUGAAAGCGUGUGGCAGCCGGCUGACCGAGAAGCUGCUGGAAGGUGCGCCAACUGAGGACACACUGGUCCAGAUGGAGAAGCUUGCCGAUUUAGAAGAGGAAUCAGAAAGCUGGGACAACUCUGAGGCUGAAGAGGAGAAGACCCUUGUGUUCUCCGAAGGUACAGAAGGGCAGGAGCGGACCAAAUGCCCAACAGACUUGUCCUCACUCUCAGACUGUGGAAGCUGGCAGCCUCGGAAGCUGCCAGUCUUUAAGUCACUUCGGCACAUGAGACAGGUCCUGGGUGCCCCGUCUUUCCGCAUGUUGGCCUGGCAUGUUCUCAUGGGGAACCAGGUUAUCUGGAAGAGUAGAGACGUAGACCUUGUCCAGUCAGCUUUUGAAGUUCUUCGGACCAUGCUGCCUGUGGGCUGUGUCCGCAUCAUCCCUUACAGCAACCAGUAUGAGGAAGCGUAUCGGUGCAACUUCCUGGGGCUCAGCCCACAGGUGCAGAUCCCCUCCCAUGUACUAUCCUCAGAGUUUGCUGUCAUUGUGGAGGUCCACACAGUCCCCCGCUCCAGCCUUUACCCAGUGGGGCCUGAGGAUGACCAGUCUCUCAGCAAGUAUGAGUUUGUGGUGACUAGUGGGAGCCCUGUGUCUGCAGACCGAGUUGGCCCCACCAUCCUGAAUAAAAUCGAAGCUGCUCUGACCAAUCAGAAUCUGUCUGUGGAUGUGGUUGACCAGUGCCUCAUCUGCCUGAAGGAAGAGUGGAUGAACAAGGUGAAGGUCCUUUUUAAAUUCACCAAAGUGGACAGUCGCCCAAAAGAGGACACGCAGAAACUCCUGAGUAUCCUUGGGGCAUCGGAGGAAGACAACGUCAAGCUCCUGAAGUUUUGGAUGACAGGCUUGAGCAAAACCUACAAGUCGCAUCUUAUGUCCACAGUCCGGAGCCCCACGGCCUCGGAGUCUCGUAACUGACCCCACAGUGGGAACUUGUCUGCACGCAUGCCUUUGGGAAGUGAUUGUGACUGUCCUUGCCACCAAGCUUAAAAAUAGUUGUAAGUUCUCCUCCAGCUCCACAAGAGGUUUGUCCUUUAGUUUCCGGACUGUUGAGGACAGACCUGUUUCCUAGCAAAAAAUGGAAACUAUUUGGGCUGAACUUUGUCCCUUGUGGGGUUUGGGCCUCGGGUAAUUCUCAGCACCAUCCCAUAAACUGUCUGAACUGCUGCACCACUCAAGAAGGUUGUGAAGGCUUGUGAGCAGGUCCUCUCUGCUUUUGUACAUCUCUGUGAGAGAAGACUGGAAGAGAGACAGGCACUUCGUUCCUUUCAAGAAUUAAAUCUCCAAAUUCAUAGAAACAUGUUGGGCUAAUUCUGGCUUGGGUGUUUAGCUGCAAUAACAUCUUAUUUUGAGAUUAACAUUUGAACCUAUCCAUUUUGAUAUUCAGCAAGAGUUUUCCAGUUUUUGUGUGUAUAUGUUGCUACAGUUGUGAAUGUUCAGGACAUACUCCUUGGUCAUUUUUUAGUGAUCUUAUUUUAAGUUAGGACUCUGGGAAUGGCUUUAGGGGUGCAGUGGAUGUUUUCCUCAUCUUUGGAUCUUCGGAAUUCACGUGACUCUAUUAACUCUUCUGGCCACACUCCCCUGGGGUUGUCUUUGGGAUUCACCAGUAAUUUGAUGCAGCCGCUGCCGUGCUGAAGUUUUAAGUCAAGUGUUGACUUGCCCAGCUCACUGGACACGGAGUUAAGAAGCCUACCACAGUUUGAUUCCAUAUCACUUUACCCUUUAUUGCUUCUUAAAAGAUUUAUGUUUGGUUACAGUUAACAAUUUUCAGAGUUAGGUGAUUUAAAGCAAUUUCAUCAUCCGACAGUACAUUUUUAAUAAUUCAUGACCUGGAGGGAUAUUCCAGCAAUUUUGCUGAUUGUUUCUAGUUUUUUCUUUUCGUUUAAUUUAUAUUUAACAUGAAGAUUAACUGUAUAUGAUGAGGAAUCUCCAUAAUGAAAAACAUUGAAACACAAUAAAGAUUUAUUUUUGUAAAA